UUGCAAUAGCUCAUAUAGUUGGUCAUCGGUCAUCAAAGAUCAACGCCCAUUCCAUAUAAAUGUGACCCCUAUCCUUCAUAUUUCUUCACAAACUCAAAUGGCUUAUUUUUCAAGAUUCAUUGUGCUUCUACUCUUACUAGCAUCACUUUCCUCCUUUUGUGCUUCAAACCCAAUUCAAGACAGCUUCCAUCAAUGUCUUUCCCUUAAUACAAUCUCUAUAACACAACUCUCCAACAUCUUUUUCACCCCAAACAACACUUCUUUCACACCCCUCUUGAAUUCAACCGCACAAAAUCUCCGUUGCAUCGCUUCCUAUGCGGUAAAACCCGAGCUUAUUUUCACCCCAUUACAUGAAAGCCACAUCCAAGCCGCAGUUAUUUGCGCAAAAAAGCUUGGGAUUCAACUUCGGGUUAGAAGUGGAGGACAUGAUUAUGAAGGGAUGUCCUAUACAUCCGUUAUGGACCCUCCGUAUGUUGUUAUCGACUUAGCCAAGCUACGUGGCAUCAAUGUUGAUGUCGAAGAUGGUUCGGUUUGGGUUGAAGCCGGUGCAACCAUUGGUGAGCUCUACUAUCGAGUUGCCGAGAAAAGCAAGACUCAUGGGGUUCCGGCUGGGCUAUGCACGAGCCUAGGUGUAGGCGGUCACAUCACGGGUGGUGCAUACGGUUCCAUGAUGAGAAAAUACGGGCUUGGAGCCGACAACGCACUCGAUGCUAAGAUUAUCGAUGCAAAUGGCAGGAUAUUGGAUCGAAAAGCCAUGGGUGAGGAUGUAUUUUGGGCCAUCCGCGGAGGUGGCGGGGGCAGUUUCGGAGUUAUACUUUCUUGGAAACUUAAACUCGUACCAGUCCCUGAAACUGUCACGGUUUUCAAUGUCGUAAGGACAUUGGAACAAGGAGCCACCAAGACUCUUUACAAGUGGCAACAAGUUGCCGACAAACUUGAUGAAAACCUUUUCAUUAGGGUUUUGAUCCAAAAUUCAAACAUACCAAACACAACUCAAAAAACCAUAACUACAACAUACAAUGCACUCUUUCUUGGUGAUGUAAACACACUCCAACAAAUCAUGAGAGAAAAUUUCCCAGAAUUGGGAUUAACAAAAGAAGAUUGCUUGGAAAUGAGUUGGUUGGAAUCCGUCUUGUUCAUCGCCGGCUACCCAAGAAGCGUCCCGACCGCAGCCCUACUCGCCGGAAAACCAGCUUUCUUGAACUAUUUUAAAGCAAAGUCUGAUUUCGUAACAACCCCAAUUCCAGAAGCUGGACUAGAAGGAAUCUGGCAAAGAUUCUUGCAAGAAGAAAGCCCAAUAAUGGUCUGGAACCCAUAUGGAGGAAUGAUGGCUAGAAUAGCAGAAUCAUCAAUUCCAUUUCCUCAUAGAGAAGGUAUAAUUUUCAAGAUUCAGUAUGUGAACAACUGGAUGAGCCCUGAAAAAGAAGCUAUGGACAAGCAUGUUGACUGGAUCAGAAAGCUGUAUGACUACAUGAGUGAAUAUGUUUCAGUGUCUCCAAGACAGGCUUAUGUGAAUUAUAGAGAUCUUGAUCUUGGAAUGAAUGAUAAAAAUGGUGAUGACACAAGUGUUGUAAAUGCAACUUCAUGGGGGACAAGGUACUUCAAAGACAACUUCAAUAGGUUGGUGAAGAUCAAGACUGAGUUUGAUCCUGAUAACUUCUUCAAGCAUGAACAAAGUAUCCCAGUUUUACCCUUGAAAAAAACUCAAAAGUUCCAACGUACCAAGCCGCAUGGGUUAAAGAAAAAGAAGGGUGGAAAGGGCAAAAAGGGUAGGAAGGUAAUUCACCAUUAAGGGUCAUUUUUGUUUUUAUUUUUUAUCUUAUGGCAUGUAAUAACUAAUAACUGGUAAAGAAGCAUGAGAAGUGAUAGUGGAAAAAUGUCAUUCAAGAGAGCGUGUUUGUGGCAAGUCUUUUGGAAAGGAAUAAUAUUAAAGAAAUUUACUGUGUAAGACUCCUAUUGGUUGAUGAGAGAAUCGAAAAUAUUGUCAUUGUUUA
Molecule: messenger RNA, 1994 nt
Organism: Helianthus annuus (common sunflower)
Lineage: Eukaryota; Viridiplantae; Streptophyta; Magnoliopsida; Asterales; Asteraceae
Product: berberine bridge enzyme-like 13
Exons: 1
Coding region: 98-1792 (564 amino acids)
Molecular function (GO): FAD binding; oxidoreductase activity
Source: RefSeq, a predicted model, not a curated record